GGUUUCGUCAACAGAUGGCGCAACACUCGCAUGGUUACUUGGCAACGAGCUGCGUUUGUUUUCACAACCUGUCACAACCUCAAAUGUUCUGCCAAAGUGCCUGACAUCGGUCGAGCCAGCAAAACGAAGAAAUGGAAAGCAAAGAUGCGGAUAAUGCAACCACGUCUCCGCAAUCGGAACAUCAGUCCGAGGACGAGGCAGAAGGUGGAGAGUAUGAAGGCGAGAGAAAAUCCGACGCAAAUUUCGGUGGGCUGGAGGGUUCGGAGCAAGCACAGGUGGCUGCACUGCCAACUUACCAAAUUCGACCACCACUUUCUGAGAAAUUCAAACCUAUGAGCGCAAAAGAAGUUAUACACAAUGUACUUUCCGAUCAACUCUCUACGAGAGUUUAUGAUCCGAAAGAGGCGCGCAAAUGGUGUAAAGAAAUUGCUGAUACCAUUAGAGACAAAGUUAAAGAUUUGAAAUUUAAGCGAUAUAAGUAUAUAGUCAAUGUCGUAAUGGGAGAGCAUCGUGGUGCUGGCGUUAAAAUGGGCACCAGGUGCAUAUGGGAUGCCGAAGCUGAUAGCUAUGCCCACGACAAUUUUUUGAAUGAGUCUAUAUUCUGUGUCGCAGCAGUUUACGCUGUGUAUUAUUACUGAAGUUUUUGCAAGUGGUUCAUACUUGGAAGUUUCGAUUACGGAUGAAAUGAGAUUGUGUGGGUGACGUAUAAUUCUUAGACCCUGAGCAUAUACCUAGAGGUACGUCACUAUUAAGUUCUACGAUUAUGGGCGCUGCAUGAUCUUAUCGGUUUCAUAUCAAGAUACUUACUUAUUGUAGGAUUUUUAUAUCCUUUUCUAUUUUAAAUCAUACAUCUGUGUGAAAUAGCCAAAAAGUACAAAUUGCGCGUAUUAUUUACAUUUUAAAUAUGACAUUAUCUAUCUAGAAUGGUUCCAUUCGUCAUUAUUUUUCUCAGCAUUGCUAGUCUUGCUUCCUCACAUGUCACAUAUAACAAAAAUGAGCUUUUCAGUUUGGAUGCCUUAAUUGGUGACAAGUUGAAGAAAUUUUAAACAGGGUAAAAAACUAAAAAGUUGAGCGUAAUUAGAAUCGUAGUCGUGCAUCGAGGUUCAAUUAUUAUUAAACCUGUAUUAAAUGUGUCGCGGGAAAAUGAUGCUAGCUCGGAAUGAUGUAAGUAACAUUUUAAAACACGAAGAAUUGAGACUUUUUCUUUCGCGCUUUCUCAUCUCCGCGCCAUUUAUUUUACUUGGAUUGUAUUUGGAGGAAAAACGCUAUCCACAAAACACUUGCAGUUGUAAGAAUUUGGUCGACCAUUUAUGUUUUUAUAUUUACUAUUUUACUGUACCGAGGCUAAGGGUGUAAGUCUUUUUGAUCCAAGAUUUGCAUUGUUGUUAGGAAUGUGGAGAAUGCCGAUAUUCUCAAGAAUAACGUUAUGACGAGAAUUUAAGACAAUGCAUCAUAUAUUUGCGUAUUUUGUUGCUGGUAAAAAUUCCUGAUAUUUUCUGUUGAUAUUCUACGAGAUUCACCUCUCAGUCGGUCAUUUAUAAUAGGUACUUUGGAAUAUUUACGUUGAAAAAGCGAAAAUAUAAGUAGGGAUUAGAAAUAGCAGUCAGUUUAUUGAUACAUGUGUGCGUGUGUGUGUAUGUAUAUAUGUAUAUAUUAGAUUAUAUUACGUUAAAGUAUUCAUACAUGCUCACGCUAGUUAUGGCAUUGCGCAAUAUAUGUGGUUUCUUCUGUUUCUUUUUACAAACAUACCUGCGACUAUUAAGCCGGUCAAUUAUGUCUCCGGAUAUACGUACAUAUAUGUAUAUAUACAUAUAUAUACACACAUAUAUAUAUAUAUAUAUAUAUAUAUAUUAUUUCGCUUAUAUACGAUUACAACCAUUAAAAUUAUUAUAGCACCAUAAUUCACGGCUCUUUAAUACCAUGAUAAUACGUGUAUCCUUUUUGAUUUUUUAUGCAAUAUUUACCUCAUUGCUUGAUCUUCUUUUUUUAA
This is a messenger RNA of Neodiprion fabricii, 1990 nucleotides long. Its product is annotated as dynein light chain Tctex-type protein 2B-like. Gene Ontology annotation, biological process: microtubule-based movement. Gene Ontology annotation, molecular function: dynein intermediate chain binding. Gene Ontology annotation, cellular component: cytoplasmic dynein complex; cytoplasm. The transcript is spliced from 4 exons. Bases 132 to 638 code for a protein of 168 amino acids. The record is from RefSeq and is a predicted model, not a curated record. Lineage: Eukaryota; Metazoa; Arthropoda; Insecta; Hymenoptera; Diprionidae.